GCCUCUUGCUUGGCCACAUCUUUCUUUCUUUCUUUCUUUCUUUCUUGUUGGUUGACGUCCAAGCAACUUCCGUAGGAAUAUUAAAAUUCUGAGCACGUCUCGAGUCUCCGAGCGGCUCGGAGUGUCUGAGAGACUUUAUUGGACUGAAGAAAGCUGGUGAUAUUUACACAGGACAUGUAGCCCUGAAGAAAAAAAUGUCACAUUUUAUUAACUUUUAUGCCUCCAUGUGGACAGGAGAGCUUUCAGGCUUGGGGUGAGUUUCAUCACAUCAAGGACUUUACCUGGAAAUUAGACAGCACAGGGGAUACCAUGGAUACCGAGCUGACCGUUUUGUUUUUUUUAUCUAUGGUCAUGGUUUCCUUUCAUUAUCACAGCUGACCUUCAUGUGCAGAGACUCACACAAAGACAAGGAGCAAAAGGAAGUAAAUCAGUCAGCCAGCCAAUCACGCGCACCUCCGGAUUGAUUUAUUUAAUCCAAGCUCAAUAUGGUUAUGCUUUGCAUGCUGAAAAUAUGCCAAAAGCUUGAGGAGUUGAAGAGCUUGGAUUCUUACCAAUACCCAGAACACCCACCCAUCCUGAGCGCACUGGAGUGUUAGGAGGGGCGUGAGAGCCUCAUACCAUCAUCCUGCAGGUGGCUGCAAAGGAGACAUGAGGAGGAUGCUGGGAUUCGUUUAUUUCACCCCCUUUUAUACCUCCAUGUUAUACCAGCUCUGCUCCGGAGACGUGACUUCAUCCUGAGACUGAGGGGGGAAAAAGGGGAUGCCGUAAGAAUGCGUCAUUGAGAAGCCAAAGGAAUAGAGAGACAGUUUGAAAUCCGGUGGAAAGAUGAAAUUUCAGUGGUUAGAUUUAGAUGCCCCUUCACCAUUUCUGGAUAUAAGGCUUUUACAAGGUAAAGAUGACCAUUCCUUUUGACCUGACUGAAAUCGGAACCCAAACCGAUCUCCAGACGGAUUUAACACAUGGACGACCAUGACGUCCAACACUGUAUGUACCACCUGAUUAUGCUAAGUUGAACUGAGUAAUAAACACAAGAGCGGUUCACAGCAGAUGCGUAAUGGUGCCUGCUGAAGAAAACCUCACAGCUGUGUUGAACCUGGACAGCUGUCUGAACUGCACCCAGCCAUCCGUAUAUGAUGUCAACCUUCCAAAGGUGGUGACCAUGGUGGUGGUCUUUAUGUUUUUUGCUGUGUUUGGAGUGAUGGGUAACGUGCUGGUCAUCGUGUCCGUUGCGUGCCACAGACAACUCCGUUCAGUCACGCAUUGCUUAAUUGCCAAUUUAGCUGUCGCUGAUCUUCUGCUCAGCAGCGUGGUCGUUCCACUGUCGGCUUCGUCCGAGGCACUGGGACGCUGGGUGUUGGGCCGGGCUCUGUGUGGCGUGUGGGCGUCGUUCGAUGUCCUGUGCUGCACCGCAUCCAUCUUUAACCUCUGCGUCAUCUCCGUGGACCGCUGCUUGGCUGUCAGCUAUCCACUGCGAUACCCAUGUCUCGCCACAAGUAGGCGUGCUGUCAGUGCCAUGGUGGCUGUCUGGGUGGCAUCGGCUGGUAUUUCUGUCGGACCUCUGUUCGGCUGGAGAGAGCCGAUGCCUGACGACGAAUCGGUGUGCAACGUCAACGAAGACCCGGGUUACGCCAUUUUCUCAGCCUCCUGCUCCUUCUACGUUCCCCUCGCUGUGAUAUUAGUCAUGUACUGUAAAGUCUUCAUGGUGGCACGCAGGAAAGCAAGAAGUCUCACUGACGGGCAGUGGCACAGUGGCGUAAAGGGCGGGGUGGCCUUCAGGAUCCACCGUGGUAAUGCUCAGAGGUGCCAUGCUGAGAGAGGAAAGGAAGAGGAGGGAAGUAGGAAAUGUCGCUCUUAUGGUGCACUUGUGAAGCUGCUCACAUUCUCCAGGGAGAUGAAAGCGGCGAAGACCCUGGGCAUAGUGGUGGGCUGUUUCAUCCUCUGCUGGCUGCCCUUCUUCCUCGUGCUGCCCAUCAGCUCCAUCUUCCCGUCUCACAGACCCUCAGACACGGUGUUUAAGAUCACCUUCUGGCUUGGAUACUUCAACAGCUGCCUGAACCCCAUCAUCUACACCUGCUUCAGCCAGGAGUUCAAAAAAGCCUUCCAGAACGUUCUUAAAGGCCUCUGCUUUCACAGAUCCACCACCACCACCACUGCCACCCAUCUGACCCAAAUCUCCCCCCAUCCUGCCCCGCCCUCUCAUCCUGUCACUCCUUCUACCUCUCGGUUUAUUCACACAGGGGUGAGUAAAAGCCUUCUAAAGUACUGCUGCUUCAGCACCGAAGGCACAACCAGCAGCGCCGGGACUCAUCACGUCCUCGUGGACAUGAAAGGCGUGACAAGGGGACAGGCCGUGUGAGACGUGACCAGUGUGACCGGUGCAGAUGCAACUGGGUUCACAAGUCGACUAGUACAAUUUAGCAUCAAUUAUAUACAGCUUAAAGACUGUUUAUACUGAGAUACUGACAAAAAAAGAAAAGAAAAGAUUAUUCUUUCUUUUCUGAUGUACAUGUCUGUGCUUGUACAUGUGGAUGGAUUCUUGCUUAUCUGUGAUCCUAAAAUUAGCAUUUUUUGGUAGUUUGUUAACAAA
Hemibagrus wyckioides is the source of this 2587-nucleotide messenger RNA. It is a transcript of the gene adra1ab, whose product is annotated as adrenoceptor alpha 1Ab. The record is from RefSeq and is a predicted model, not a curated record. Gene Ontology annotation, biological process: phospholipase C-activating G protein-coupled receptor signaling pathway; cell-cell signaling; adenylate cyclase-activating adrenergic receptor signaling pathway. Bases 1055 to 2356 code for a protein of 433 amino acids. Gene Ontology annotation, cellular component: membrane. Gene Ontology annotation, molecular function: alpha1-adrenergic receptor activity. The transcript has 3 exons. Lineage: Eukaryota; Metazoa; Chordata; Actinopteri; Siluriformes; Bagridae.